AUGAAGACUUCCGUUCUCAUGGCAGUGGCCGUCGCCACGGUUGGCGUCGUUGCCCGCGUUCCCCAUGACGCGACCGCCACGGCCCCUGCUGCCAAGCCGAAUUUCCUGUACGAGCGGGAUGUAAACGGCACCAGUGACUGGGCUGAGGAGGAUGAGGUCAAGCUCCAGGGCUUCUUUGAUUUCCUUUUUCCUAACCUCGCCGCCAAGAAGAAUCCACAACAGAGAGGGCCAUACCGUCAACAAUAUAGCCCGGACCAAUACAGCCCUGCUCCGCCUGCGAUCGAGAGCGGACUCGGGGAGCCUGAUCGACCUCAGCUCCCCGUCGUCGAGAAGGAGACUGUAUAUAUCACCAAAGUGGCUCAAGCCGCUGAGACUCCCGCCGCCGCCGUCGUCGUGAAAGAGACUGUAUAUAUCACCAAAGCGGCUCGCGCCGCUGAGACCGUCGCCCCGGUCGCUCCCGCCGCUCCCGUGGCCCCGGUGACCCCCAAGGUCGUUUCCCUUAAAAGGGACAACGAGGGUUAG
Molecule: messenger RNA, 522 nt
Organism: Colletotrichum aenigma
Lineage: Eukaryota; Fungi; Ascomycota; Sordariomycetes; Glomerellales; Glomerellaceae
Exons: 1
Coding region: 1-522 (173 amino acids)
Source: RefSeq, a predicted model, not a curated record